AUGAGCUUCAAUCUUACCUCGGAUGGCUCUCCCACGCCGCGGAAGGCCGUCUCUCGGUUCCCCGUGCCCAACGAUCUGAGGCUUGAUACUUCCCCAGAGGUACUUGGCUUUGGGCCGGUAGGCACUCGCACUCGUCAACACCCCUCACAGUACGUGUGGCCUGGCGGUGCCAUGUUGACGUCCAAUAUGCAGGGUGCGAAGCGUCCGCUGGGUUCAUCGACCCUGAGCAAUCAGAUGAUGCCACCGCAGCCGAACAUCGAUGCUUAUAAGAUCAAAAUCGAGCAAGGCAAUCAUGGAGAUAGCUCCGUUGUCGAUUCUUUGCUCCAACGCCUCAAUGAGCAGCGGUCUUCUCCCAACGACCUGUACGGUUCUUCCAACGGCUCUUUCCCGUUGACUCCGGCCACGGAUGAGUACAUCAACGGAACCCCCAAUACCGAGCAUGACUCUGUCAUGGUCGAGUCUGCUGAGCUACGCAAGCUCAAGACUGAGCUGCAAGAGGCGCGCAGCGAAGUGGCUCGCAUGAACCAGGAGCUCCACAGUACCCACGUCGCCAAGUCCACCGUCGAGCAUCUUGGACAGUCAUCAGAAGCAGACUACACUUACAAUGAUGAGGUGACUGAACAAACCCUCAAGCAGCUGCAGAACAAAUUCAAUGCAGCAAACCGUACCAACUAUGCUUGGGGCAACGAGACCCGUCCUUUUUACAACGCCGCUGCUCAGCCUCAGCAAGGCUUUCCGAACAUGCAGGCUCCUGCCCGUCCUCCCAUGCUUCAGCAGACCUACCGUGGUCGAAACAACUAUUUGAAUGAGCCUACCCAUUUCCCGCUUGAUCAAGGCUUCCGCGGUGGCAGCAACCCGCCGACCCGCCCUACAUCCGCUUUCGAUCCUCCGAUGUACAAUCAGUACGUGGGUCCGCAAAUGUACACACCCUAUCAGCCCAGUCUCAUUGAGACUGUCGGGCCCGUCGGACCUAUGGGCACUAGGCUCUCGCCUGAGGCGUCCGAGUUCAGCGUUAGAGACGCCAUGGGCCCAUCGCCUUGGAACUCCCAGCCGCCUUCUGAUGCUGGCAAUGGAUCUCAGUACGUCGCACCCGUUGAGCCGAUGAACUAUCGCCGUCUGUUAGACCGCAACAUGAGCUGCAACUGGAAGUACAUCGUCGACAAGAUCAUCUGCAACAACGACCAGCAGGCCUCCAUCUUCUUGCAGCAGAAACUCAAGGUCGGCACACCUGAGCAGAAGUACGAGAUCGUGGAGUCGAUCAUCGCUCAGGCGUAUCCUCUUAUGGUCAACCGCUUCGGCAACUUCCUCGUGCAGCGUUGCUUCGAGCAUGGAACCCCGGAGCAGGUCAUCGCCAUCGCCGGCGCCAUUCGAGGAAACACGCUCACUCUAAGCAUGGACCCGUUCGGUUGCCACGUCGUGCAGAAGGCGUUCGACUGCGUUCCUGAGGAGUAUAAAGCUACUAUGGUCCACGAGCUUCUUCGACGCAUUCCGGAGACCGUCAUCCACCGAUACGCUUGUCACGUGUGGCAGAAGCUCUUCGAGCUCCGCUGGAGCGACUCUCCGCCUCAGAUUAUGCGAUAUGUCAACGAGGCCCUUCGCGGCAUGUGGCAUGAAGUCGCUCUGGGCGAGACUGGCAGCCUGGUCGUUCAGAACAUCUUCGAGAACUGUCUUGAGGAAGACAAGCGUCCCUGUAUCAACGAGGUGCUGGCCAGCAUCGAUGUGAUCUCCCAUGGCCAAUUCGGCAAUUGGUGCAUCCAGCACAUCUGCGAGCAUGGAGCUCCCGCCGACCGCAGCCGAGCCAUCGAUCAUAUCCUUCGAUUUGCAACAGACUACAGCGUUGACCAGUAUGCAUCCAAGGUCAUCGAGAAGUGCCUCAAGAUUGGUGGCAAUGACUUCCUCGAUCGGUACCUCGAGAGGGUCUGCGAAGGCCGUCAGGAUCGCCCCCGCAUGCCGUUGAUUGAUAUCGCUGGUGAUCAGUUCGGCAACUACCUGAUUCAGUACAUCCUCACCAACAGCGGUGCUCACCACCGUGAGGUGGUCGCUUCCCACAUUCGCAAACAUAUGGUCUCCCUCCGCGGUUCGAAGUACGGCUCUCGUGUCGCUAUGCUCUGCUGCAACCCGGCUCUUGCGACCCGCCCUGGCCCGCCGGGUGGUCUCAUGUCGCGCAAUUACUCCGGCGUUAGUCGAAGCGGAGGCGGCAGUGCCUAUGGUGGCUUCCGCUGA
Molecule: messenger RNA, 2223 nt
Organism: Paraphaeosphaeria sporulosa
Lineage: Eukaryota; Fungi; Ascomycota; Dothideomycetes; Pleosporales; Didymosphaeriaceae
Product: ARM repeat-containing protein
Exons: 6
Coding region: 1-2223 (740 amino acids)
Biological process (GO): post-transcriptional regulation of gene expression
Cellular component (GO): cytoplasm
Molecular function (GO): mRNA 3'-UTR binding
Source: RefSeq, a predicted model, not a curated record